GUACAAAUCUGUUUUUAACCAAUCAUAUGAUCAGAACAAGGAUGGCUAACUUUAGAAUGUACACCACGAUCCUGGUAGCAGGCAUGCUAAUCACCGGCUCCCUCAACACCCUCACCAAGAAAGCCCAGAACCAGUCAAGUGCACGUGGGAUCUUCGGAGAGAACCACAAGUUCAACCACCCCUGGUUCCAGACCCUGUUAAUGUUUUACGGGGAGGCGAUAUGUCUGAUUGUUUACGAGUGGCAGAGGAGGAGGGCAAGGAAGGAGCUGGAUAAUCAGAUUCAGGAUAAUGAGGAUAACCCUACUCAAUCUGAACCAGAACGGGUAUUAACGGGUAUAUUCGUAGUACCUACAAUAUGUGAUCUGAUAGGGACCACACUAUCUGGUAUAGGCCUCCUUUACGUCCCUGCGUCUGUGUGGCAGAUGUUACGUGGGGCUAUCAUCAUCUUCGCGGGAAUCUUAUCGGUAAUAUUUCUGAAGCGUAAGAUGUACGCAACUAACUGGAUAGGUAUGGGUGUAGUAAUGGCAGGUCUAGCUACGGUGGGGCUCUCUUCUGUCCUCUCUCAAGGAUCCAGCACAGAUGGAGUAUCUCAUGGGGAGAUGUUAUUGGGAAUAGUACUGAUAUUAUCUGCUCAGCUGGUUAGUGCAUCUCAGAUGAUUGUGGAGGAGAUAUUCAUUAAGAAACACAAUGUUCAGCCAAUACAGGUAGUAGGAAUGGAGGGAUGUUUUGGUGUGUUGUUCAUGACUCUGUUAGUAUUACCAGUAUGUUACUUCAUUCCUGGUAAUGGCCCUCAUGGCAGCUAUGAGAAUUCUUUAGAUGCCAUCUCUCAGAUGUGGAACAACCCGGCUAUAUUGGGGUUCGGAUUAGCUUAUUUGUUCAGCAUAGCAUUCUACAACUACUUUGGACUUUCAGUUACCAAGUCACUGACAGCAGUACACAGGACUCUAAUAGACGCCUGCAGGACUAUGCUAGUCUGGGUUAUAGACCUCAUCAUUCAUUACUGCAUUCUCAGCUCCUACGGGGAAGCUUUUGAUAUGACGUACGGGUUUGUACAGAUUGGCGGGUUUGCUCUGCUCAUGUUAGGAACCCUGCUCUACAACGAGAUUAUCUACAUCAAGUGCAUCGCCUCCCCUCGCACAACUGGGUUUGCUGAGAUAUCAGCUGAUUUCGAGGGAUCACAACCUCUACUUGAUGGCAGUCUCAGAGCUAAUUAGAGGGAUUUAGAGUUCUUGCAGAUAAUGUGCUGCUAAUUAGAUAAUUGGUGCUGAUUCCACGAGUAAAACCACGUAGACGUGGAUUAUGAGCUGAGAUUUGUUGAAAUCAGAAAAUAUAUAUGAAAGUUUCUUGACUUUUUGGUUGGAAACAUGUUGCUUGUAAUUUGAAGACUGAAAGUUAGGAAAUUCGACCCUAGAAUGUAAGGAACAUUCAAACCAGCGAUUCAAACCAGCAUUUUAUAUAUCUUAAAAACUCCCAUAAUUCUCUUAUCUGCCGAGUAAAAUGGAUGUUGCGUAUUGUCUGUACCUACAAACACUCUUUAUCAGUGAUACAAUAAUUAAAAAGAUUAACUUAAAAAAGAAAUGUCGUCCUGGACUGAGAACAUGAAUAAGUACACUUUUCAGAUAAGCCGUGGAAUGUGAACUAAAACUAAAACUAAACACUAAACAUUUCAAAUUAAGGUAUGUAUUAAGAAAUUAGGCUAUUGACUUGUUGACUUGUGGUUGCGAGGUGAACUAUAUUUUUAAAUUCUUGCAUCAAUUCAUGGAUUUGUUCAUCACUGUUGAAUAUGUUAUAUUGUAUGAUAUUUGUGCGAUUUUUAUGAUAAAAAACCAGAUGUAGUGUUAUGAAAUGUGUUAUUUUUGAUUUUUUGUCAUCUUUUUUUGUAUAUUUCGAAUUUGGUAAACUUCA
Bolinopsis microptera is the source of this 1905-nucleotide messenger RNA. Its product is annotated as solute carrier family 35 member F6-like. Bases 27 to 1214 code for a protein of 395 amino acids. Lineage: Eukaryota; Metazoa; Ctenophora; Tentaculata; Lobata; Bolinopsidae. Gene Ontology annotation, cellular component: membrane; intracellular membrane-bounded organelle. The transcript is spliced from 8 exons. The record is from RefSeq and is a predicted model, not a curated record.